Lepisosteus oculatus (spotted gar) is the source of this 1622-nucleotide messenger RNA. It is a transcript of the gene rmnd1, whose product is annotated as required for meiotic nuclear division 1 homolog. The record is from RefSeq and is a predicted model, not a curated record. Gene Ontology annotation, biological process: positive regulation of mitochondrial translation. Lineage: Eukaryota; Metazoa; Chordata; Actinopteri; Semionotiformes; Lepisosteidae.
GCAACCCGAAGAAAUACUGGACGAGUUAUGUAGUCUUCUUAAAAACUGGGAAUGCAGCUCCGAAAGUAUCUUCUAAAACGUUGUGUCAGCCAAUCUUUUAUAUUACUUUGGGGAAUUAACAGAAGCACUGGAAUUGUGUGUGAUUCAAGGUCAGAGUGGCUGGAUGAGGUAAACAAUGGUUCUACGGCUCUCCGGAAUUCUGCGGAGGCUCCAGCAGUUUCCUGAAAACAGGCAUUUCAGUAGGUUCCUCUCGGCCAGCCGCACCGCAAAUCUUUUCAUUCGACGGCCGGAGAGUCGGCAAAGUCCCUUGAGCUUCAACAAGACACCCCUGAGUGAGGGAAUUAUUUUAAAUUCUUUCAAGAAAAACAAUAACCACAGUGGUUAUUCCAGUAUUUCCAUUAACUGCAGUUUGCAAUCAAGUAGUGCUUUUACUUAUGGGAACCUCUUCGUUGGUGUUUCGAAUACACGGGAAGCAUUCCCUUUCCCCUUGGGAAUGCAGAGGCGGAUUCUGUCGACUACCGCCACCAGCCCUAUAACAAAACAGGGAGGCCUGCCUGGAAAAAGGCCACCCAAGGGACCAAGGACCAAACAGCCAUCCAGAACCAACCAGCCCCCACAGGAAGACAAGGGUGUGAUGCAGUGCAUUGCUUAUGCAACAGCAGACCAGUAUCACUUGCCGACAUUGUGCCAUGACUUGAUAUCCCAUGGAUAUGCUGAAAUUACAGACUUGCCGAGAGAUGCUGCAAAUGUCCUAGUCGUUGGUACAGAAAUGGCUUCAAAACCAAAUGACCAAGCAAUGAUCUUUUUCUUCAGGGAGGGCUCUGUCGUCUUCUGGAAUGUGGAAGAUAAGACGAUGAAACAUGUUAUGAGAAUCCUGGAGAAUCAUGAGAUCCAGCCAUACGAAGUAGCACUAGUUCACUGGGAGAAUGAAGAGAUCAACUACACAAUUGGGGAAGGAAGCUCAAAGUUGCAUCAUGGGAAUAUCUUGCUAAACUCAGAGCUAGAUCUUGAACAAGUAGUUUUGGAAAAGUUUGCAUUUUCCAAUGCACUCUCAUUAUCAGUAAAGUUGGCAAUCUGGGAGGUAUCUCUGGAUAACUUUGUGGAAUCUAUUCAGUCAAUUCCAGAGAUGUUGAAAUCGGGAAAAAGGGUCAAACUUUCUCGGGCAGAAGUCAUGCAAAAAAUCGGAGAACUGUUUGCACUAAGGCACCGUAUUAACCUGAGCUCUGAUCUGCUUAUCACCCCUGAUUUCUACUGGGACCGAGAAAACCUUGAACAGCUCUAUGACAAGACUUGUCAGUUCCUUAGCAUCAACCGCAGAGUCAAGGUGAUGAACGAGAAGCUGCAGCACUGCACUGAGCUGACUGAUCUCAUGAGGAACCACCUGAGUGAGAAACACGGCCUGCGUCUGGAGUGGAUGAUCGUAAUUCUGAUCACGAUUGAGGUGAUGUUUGAACUUGCCAGAGUGGUCUUCUGAUUGGUAAUGCUGUACUGUCACAUGUUCUAUACCUGAAAUAAAAUUAUCAGUGUGAAAUGAUAGAAAGUAAACUGUGAACCAGUAAGAUCGCAUGGUUUUACAUGUCAGUUACGUGUGCUUUACAUUAAAGAGGAAAAUUCUAAAAGUA